CAAACCCCGAACCCACUCCUUGUUCCCACAUCCUCAUACAGUAAAUCAGCGUCAUUUUCGGUCUUCUAUGAAGGCUUUCCGACUGAGUUCACGCCUAGACAGGACAUGAGAUGCUGCGUCUAGCGUGGCGCGGCGCAACAGGGGAUGCAGCAGGUUCCGGCAAGCUCGCAGCAGCAGCAGCAGGAGUCGCGCGUCGAUCGCAAUUUCGGCCCUUUACAUCCACCGUUCCGCCUCGCACCGUGAUACCUUCCGCGUCGCGCGCCGUGUUGCCUUCCGCAUCUCUCGCCGUAAUAUCUGGACGCGUUGGUACGCGUCGACCUUGCUUCAGAGAGUUGCCAAGCCUAGGAAACGCCACCGGCCCCAGUGUGUUCGCGGCGCGCUUCGUUGAAUCCCAGAGCCUUCGCUUUCUUCCCGCCACUAUGAACUCGUCUCGAGCUCCGUUGUGUGCUAAUUACCCUCUGAUUAAUUACCCUUGGGUUAAUUUCCCUCGGGUUAAUUACCCUCGGGCGUAUCUUCUGCCUCCGCUCCACACUCAACCCUCGCUACUGUCACCCUCUCUUGACACCUCUCUUCGUGGCGUCGGCAGCUAUCCUCCUCUUGUGUCACCUCUGCUGUCGCGGAUGCACACGGGAGGGGCCCGGGCGGAGCGCGGGGGGGAAUCGCGGGGAUGGGGGGAAGAUCGGCGGAGAGGUCGGGGGGAAGACAGGCGCGGAUGGCGGGAGGGUCGAAACUCCCCGCGACAGGGGGAACGCGCGUGGGGUGACGAUCCGCGGAGGGAGCAGCCUAGGCGCGGAAGGGCCGAGGGCGUCAGACGAGCACCUCCGCCCUAUAGCGAGGAACCGAAGCGGCCUGUAUCGGAGAUGGAUCUUGACGAGCGCGGCGGCGCGCGCGGCAGCCACUCGUUCUUCGCCACGUGUGCGCCGGGGCUGGAGGAGGUGGUGGCGGAGGAGCUCCAGUCGCGGCUGAUCGGCGCGUGGGACGUGGUGCCAGGAAAAGCGGGCGUGGCGUUCCAAGGGUCGACGGAAACGGCGUACAGGGCGAAUCUCUGGCUGCGCUGCGCCGUGCGCGUGCUGCACCAGGUGGCGGCGUGCGAUUUGCCGGCUCGCUACGGCCGCGCGGACGGGGACGCGCUCUACCGCUUCGUGCGCGGGGCUGCUGAUUGGCCGAGCCUCAUUGCAGGCCCAGGGGAGAGGGGGGACUCCUGGGGAGGGGGGAGGAGAGGGGGGGGGGGACAGGAGGGGGGAACAUCCCGUGGCGCAAGCCGGUGACGUUUUCAGUGCAGAGCCGCGUGUGGGACUGCCCUGACAUCCGCACGUCUCAGCUCGCCUCCACGCGCGCCAAGGACGCCAUCUGCGACGCCAUGAGGGACGCUUAUAACGGGUACAAGCCCCCAGACCCGAAAAACUGGUCUGUGGGAGGCGGAGGAGGGGGAGGGGGGGCCAUGGGGGAAUGGGAAGGGAGGAGCGCCGGGCGCAUGGGCAGAACUAGUGCAGAAUCAGGCAAAUAUGGCGAGUCGGGGGAGUCGAGGGAGUCUCGAGAGUCUCGAGAAUCCCUAGCAGAGCUUCCGUUGUUCCUGUCCUUGUACCGAGACAGGGCAGUCUUAUUCCGGGACAUGAGUGGGCGCAGUCUGCACAAGAGGGGGUACCGGGACGCGAUGCACAAGGCGAGCUUGAAUGAGGGCGUGGCGGCUGGCAUGCUCAUGCUCGCCGGAUGGCAGCAGGUGGCGUGGAUCGGCGAGGGCGAAGGGGCGAGGGGGGACGGGAGGAGGGGUGGGGAGGAGGAGGGAGAGGAGAGGGGAGAGGGGAGGCGAGAAGGGAACGGGCUAAGGAAAGGGGAGGGGGAACGUGGGAGAAAGAGAGGGGAGCGGGAGGGUGUGGAGAUGGAGGAAGAUACACACACUGCUAUAGCACAGGGGUCAUCAGCGGCAGCAGCAGCAGCAGCAGCAGCAUCAGCAUCAGCAGCAGCACCACCACCACCACCCCUGUCCAUCUCCCUGGUCGACCCCAUGUGUGGCAGUGGCACUCUCCUCAUAGAGGCUGCCCUCAUGGCCUGCCGCAUCGCCCCCGGUUCUUUCCGCUCCUCCCCUUACCCCUCCCCCUCCCUCUCCUCCUCCUCCUCUUCCUCUUCCUUCGCCUGGCCCUUCCACACCUGGCACGACUUCGACCCCGCCACGUGGCGCGCCGUGAUUCGCGAGGCCGAUUCCCUGCGCCGCACGCCCCCCUCGGGAGUGUCGUUCCACGGCAACGACAUUCACGAGGGCGCCCUGGCGCUCUGCCGCAAGGACGCCCAGAGGGCGGGCGUGGCCCGGUGGAUCAGCCUGAGCCAGGGGGACUGCGAGGAGUACGUGCCAGCUGUCGCGCCAUCGUUGGUCGUGGUAAACCCGCCGUGGGGCACGCGACUGGGGGAGACCAGCGGCGAGGAGGGCCAAUGGCUGGCUGACAUGUGGCACCGCCUGGGCCUGUUCCUGCGGCGGCAGUGCAGGGGCGCGGAGGCCUUUGUGCUGAGCGGCAACGCUGCCGUAACGCAGAAGCUGUUCCUCAAGAUGUCCCAGAGAUGGCCCAUCACGGUCGGGGGGAUCGAGUGCCGCGUUCUGCGGUAUGUCAUGCUGCCUGCAGCACCAGCAGCAGCCGCAGCAGCAGCAGCAACAACACAAGAGACAGCAGCGCAGCUAGAGCGAGGAGAGGCAGUGGAGGUUGAGAGAUGAGGAGGUGGAGUGGAGCGGGAACAGGGAUUUUGAACUUGCACACAAGACCGGGGAGGGACCCCAGAGGAAGGUGGACGGAGCGGCAGGUGAUGCUGUGUGGUGUGGGGUGGAGUGGAGCAAGUUACGUAUUACCAGGAACUUGAGAGAGCAAUGUAGUGUGGAACUGGUAAUGAGGAGCAUGGAAUAUAGCAUACGGUAUAAGGUCUAUUUUCUGAUUGUGUACGAGGCUCCGAUAAAUAAGAGAAAUUCCGUUAAAUG
This is a messenger RNA of Closterium sp. NIES-67, 2962 nucleotides long. The record is from the annotation of a GenBank genome assembly. NCBI's taxonomy places the organism in Eukaryota, Viridiplantae, Streptophyta, Zygnematophyceae, Desmidiales, Closteriaceae.